CCCUAUGAGCAGUUGUUGUGCUGGAUACUGACUUUGCUGGGGCUGAUAGUGGAGAUACAAGACAGCCUGCUAAUCAUACAGAAUGUGCAAACCAACACUUCUAGCCUGGUUCAUUUCUGUCAUCCUUUCUUUACCUAUUUUGCUUUGUCAUCCAGUUUUAGAUUCUGGGGAGAUAUCGUAUCAGCUUCCAGUUUCAACCAAUGAAGUGCAGAGGAUACCACUGCAGGAUCUGAAGAACCUAGAGAGAGCAGCCUAUGUCCUGGAACAGCUACGACCUCAGCUCAGCAAAGCAGACCUACAGAUAGGUACUGAUGAGAACUUGUACAGAGGAGCCCUGUCACAGAAUGGAUACUAUACAAAUGAAGACAAUGAGGCCUUAUACAAAAAAACUCAACCAAUUUCUUUGUUGCAACUUAUUCUUGCAGAAGGAAGGAAACAGCAGAACAAGCGAAAUAGCCUUUCAGAGUGCUUUUGGAAGUACUGUGUCUAAGUGUUUGUCAUCUGUCCCAUGUGUUCACAUCCUUUUUUCAACCUGUUUUGUUUUGACUAAAUAUUCUUGAAAGCUACCUGCAAAUUAUGUAAAUAAUUUUCAUUCACUUCACCAGAAUAACAACUGUGUACAAACUGCUGCAGAAUUACUAAAAAAAAAAAACAAUAAAAUAUCUAUAUUUUGCAAAUGGCA
Messenger RNA from Protopterus annectens (West African lungfish), 682 nucleotides. Its product is annotated as urotensin-2-like. Gene Ontology annotation, molecular function: hormone activity. The record is from RefSeq and is a predicted model, not a curated record. The transcript is spliced from 4 exons. Gene Ontology annotation, biological process: regulation of blood pressure; blood vessel diameter maintenance. Gene Ontology annotation, cellular component: extracellular region. The coding region runs from base 83 to 490 and encodes 135 amino acids. Lineage: Eukaryota; Metazoa; Chordata; Ceratodontiformes; Protopteridae.